GCCCUGCCCCUCGCCUGGAGGAGAGAGCUAUAAAUCCCUUCCCAGCCUGGCUGGCUGCUGCUGCUGCGUCCUGGGCGCACAAGAAGAGGCUGCUUGAUUUGGGGAGAGGUUCCCUCCAGAGAGGCUCUUGGCCCUCCUCCAGACUCACAAUGCCAAAUUGGGGAGGUGGAAACAAGUGUGGAGCCUGUGGCAAAACAGUGUACCAUGCAGAAGAGGUUCAGUGUGAUGGGAGAAGCUUCCACAGAUGCUGCUUUCUUUGUAUGGUCUGCCGGAAGAACCUAGACAGCACAACAGUAGCCAUCCAUGAUGAAGAAGUAUACUGCAAAUCAUGCUAUGGAAAGAAGUAUGGUCCCAAAGGAUAUGGCUAUGGCCAAGGAGCAGGCACGCUCAAUAUGGACAGAGGGGAAAGACUGGGCAUCAAACAUGACAACACACCAUCCCAUCGGCCAACAACAAGUCCAAAUACUUCAAAAUUUGCCCAAAAAUUUGGUGGAGCAGAGAAGUGUUCCAGAUGUGGUGAUUCUGUCUAUGCAGCUGAGAAAGUAAUAGGAGCUGGAAAGCCAUGGCACAAAAACUGUUUUCGAUGUGCUAAAUGUGGGAAAAGCCUUGAAUCAACAACUUUGACAGAGAAGGAAGGUGAAAUUUAUUGCAAAGGUUGUUAUGCAAAGAACUUUGGCCCCAAAGGAUUUGGCUACGGGCAAGGGGCUGGUGCUCUUGUUCAUGCUCAAUGAUUCUUCAUUCCCAUUACACCAAGAUGGUUCAUAGUUAGUCAAUACAAGUUAUUAAUUAGUAUGAAACUGAUACUAGUUUCGUAUGUUAUUGUUUUGUUUUAAAAUACUGCAUAUUUCCAAGCCCUACAGUACACUUUUACAUGCACUAUUAACUGAGUUAAAUGAAGCUUGUUAGAAAAUUAAUGUGUUUUGAAAGUUCUGGAGAUUCCCUCAGUUUCUACUGCCUGCAGAAAUGCAACUCUAUAUUGCUACCCCAGAGAAUUUGAAGUAUGAUGUGAAGAAUGUUUGUUGUCGAGAGCAAACGCUUGUUAAUCCAGUAUUGGAUUUUUGGGUAUUAUCAUUGUUGAUUUACAAUCUAAGUGUCUUUAAUAUGUUUCUAACAAUUAGUGUACAUCUUCAACAGUGGUAUCCUGCAGGGAUGUAACUUCAGUUGUGGAAAAAAGACAAUUGUAAGGAAUGAAUAGGUGUCUUCUUCACAUGAGUGUGUAUAGUAAAAGAUCUUUGCCUUAAGCAGUUAUAAUUUUAAACACACUUCUGAGGGAUAUUAUGAGAAAUGGUCCUAACACAAGAUUAAGAAUGCAAAUGGUAAUCCUAUUUAACUCUAGUUGACUUCUACCAGUGAGAAGAUGUCUCUAAGUAGUCUUAGAGCAACCUGUAUGUUCAGAAAUAUAAUGCUCCAGCUUCAUUGGAUGGUAGUACAGCCAAGUGGCCGGUGAAUGAUUCUUUGUGGGAAAAAUUCAUGAGCACAUUAGAGACAUCAAUGCUAACUUCCUCUCUUUGCCAGGGACCAUUAAAAGAGAAGAGUCUUUUAAGGCUCUACUGCAGUUAGGUGUAGUACAAACCCAGUAUUGAUUCAUAUAUAAUUCUCGUCUCUAAAUUUAAGAGUAGAACACUAACAUACCACAAGUACAUGUUCAGAUAAACAUUUAAUUGUUCAUGUUUUGUUUAUGAGUGGUCUCCAGUCACAUUUACAAGCAGUUUUGUCAGAUGCAAGAUACACUUACAUCAGACAAAUUGUACAAUUACUGUGUACAAAGUGACUUCCUGGCACAUUAAUGUUUAUAUAUGAAAUAAAUGGAUGCCACACUGUC
Molecule: messenger RNA, 1822 nt
Organism: Sceloporus undulatus (fence lizard)
Lineage: Eukaryota; Metazoa; Chordata; Lepidosauria; Squamata; Phrynosomatidae
Gene: CSRP2
Product: cysteine and glycine rich protein 2
Exons: 6
Coding region: 150-731 (193 amino acids)
Biological process (GO): muscle tissue development; sarcomere organization
Cellular component (GO): cytoplasm; nucleus; Z disc
Molecular function (GO): structural constituent of muscle; actinin binding
Source: RefSeq, a predicted model, not a curated record